Botrytis cinerea B05.10 is the source of this 1682-nucleotide messenger RNA. RefSeq lists its product as hypothetical. Gene Ontology annotation, cellular component: nucleus. Lineage: Eukaryota; Fungi; Ascomycota; Leotiomycetes; Helotiales; Sclerotiniaceae. The record is from RefSeq and is a predicted model, not a curated record. The transcript has a single exon. Bases 77 to 1270 code for a protein of 397 amino acids.
GGCUGUAGUGACAGCCUUUUCAUCAACUCACAAACCACAAACCAUUACAAUCAAAUCAUCAAAAAACACCGCAACAAUGGGACUGGUAGAUUAUUCAGAUUCGGAGGAUUCAGAUUCUCCAGAGGUUACUGCGCCAAAGCCACCAACAUCAACAUCCACAACUGGUAAACCUGCCUUCCAGAAAGUUGUCGAUAGAUCAAAUCCUGGCAAAAUUCGCGUUUCAUUACCACAAGCAUCUUUGAAAGACGAUACCAAAACCGAUGAGCCUCCAACGAAGCGCGCGAAGACAGGCGGUGGAGCUUUCAGUGGAUUUAAUUCGUUCUUGCCAGCUCCAAAGAGAGCAGGACAAUCUACAAGUGCGACACUGGGUGGUGGAAAUGCGGCGCGAAAGAGUGGUUUGGGAGCUGGUGUUAGUUUGAAGACUGGUGCAGCUCCUGCUUUUAGUCGGGAACCAGAACCGGUACAGGAGAGAGAAUACACGACGGAAGAGCCUGCUGAAGAGGAAGAGGGAGCUAGUGGGUCUGGGUUAAACUUACCUCCUCCAAGCUCCUUGGUCGAUGAACAGAAACCAGCAGAUGAAGUCAAAUUGGUCGGGAAACCAUUAAUGUUCAGACCAUUAUCCGUCGCGAGGAAGCCAGCAAAAAAGAAGCCCCAGAAGCCAAAUUCAAAUGCACCUACGGAUUCUACUUUUACUUCAACACCACAAAUUAACUCACCAGCCACUCCACAAAAUACCGGAAAGGUAGCGGCAAAACCAAAAGUAUCCUUAUUCUCUCUAGAAGUAGAACCGGUGAACACACCAAACACCACUUCAAAUGGAGAAUACAAACCACUGCUCUACCAACCUACCCCCUCCAAAGAACCCAUCUACGAAGACUACACCCCAACAACCAGCCACACCCUCCCUUUCGCUCCCACGCCUCCAGUAAAUAACCACAACACCGAAUCCCUCUCCUCCAUAGCCGAUACUCUCCAUCUCUCCGCCGCCGAACGCCGCCAACUCUUCGGUCGUCAAAAAGGUGGUGGUUCAGGUCCACAGGCCGCAACCAAAAUCAUCAAUUUCAAUACAGAUCAAGAAUACGCACACAAUGAAGAACUCCGCGCGGCAGGAGAACAAGUUGUGCAUAAUCCUGUCAGAGCAAUCGCGCCUGGUAAACACAGUUUGAAACAAUUGGUUGGGGCGGCGCAGAGUCAGAGGGAAGCAUUGGAGGAGAGUUUCGCAACGGGUAGGAAUAAUAGGAAGGAAGCGGGAAGUAAAUAUGGGUGGUAGAUUAGGGUUUAGGAUAACAGAUUGGUUUCUGAUGAUGGGGAAGAAUGGAGAAGGGAAGGAGCUGGAUUGGAAAUACGAAAUAAGAAAUGAGAAAUAAUUCGAUACCCAUAUACACUAUUCUCAAAUCGUAUUUCACGAUCUCACAUGCGUAAUUCUGGCACCGAUGCAUAGAGAUGAUCUCCAUUCUUCUCUGAUUCACCUCACUCACCUCGCUGGUAACCACCACGGCGUUCAGCAGUAAGCGAGAAGGCAGGCCCCCCUUAGGGAUAUUCCCGAAAGUUGGGCAUCGAUCUGCUACCGCUUUGAACGAACUGAUCACAUUAUCUAUUGGGUAAUUUGUAGGAUACAAGACACCAAGCCCUCCUCGUCCAGCGAUAGGAAAUAUAUUCUCGCAUUAAUGAAAUGAUUGACA